Molecule: messenger RNA, 998 nt
Organism: Suillus clintonianus
Lineage: Eukaryota; Fungi; Basidiomycota; Agaricomycetes; Boletales; Suillaceae
Product: NUZM, NADH-ubiquinone oxidoreductase 21.3 kDa subunit
Exons: 4
Coding region: 87-629 (180 amino acids)
Source: RefSeq, a predicted model, not a curated record
CAGAGACCACCACAAUAUUAUUAUGUAAUCAUUUCCCUCACCCCGCGGUUCCCCGAGCGUUCAACUCGAACUUCAAAGCUUCACAGAUGGCGGCUGCGAAAAAAGCGGCAGAGUCGACUCUCUACCAUGUUCAUCCGAAAGGUUUUUGGAAGAAAUUUCGCGACGCUGUGGUCAUUAAUCCCGAAAUUUCGAGUGGUAUCCCAAUAGCAGGAAUCUACAGAUGGCCGCAGCCAGGUUCUAGACCAGAGAAAUAUUCAGCUCCAGCAACCAAAGCUUCCGACCCCGCUCAGAAUCCAUACUGGAAGAGAGAUGUUCGGAGGGCAUAUCCCCAACUUUCUGUGGUCACACAACCCGACCUAUCGUCACUUCUCAUCCAACACUCUGAAGCCCAGGCAAUUCCUGCACCCUCUGAAGUCAAGGAAGGAGAGAAAUCGGACGUUCCUACGAAAACUCAGGAGAUCAUGGAUUUGACAGGCGCCAUUGCUGCAAUCACAUCUGUGCGCAAGGUGUAUGACCAGUCAAAGCUCCCCCCGAAGGUGCCCACACCCUUCAAGAAGUGGAGAGCCGAGCUCGCACCGGACGCCCCUCAUGAUCCCAAUGCCUAUUUCCCAAUGUUGCUAUACAAGUAGUCGACUUUUGCAUUCUACUCGAGGAUUUUUUCCACUUCUUAUUGGCGAUAAAUCAAGCGACGACACUCCUAGAGACAACCAUCGUAUGUUCCGCGCCGUGGAUAGUCUUGAUUAUCGACCACAGCGGGUUGGAGAUGCUUUCGAUGUGAAUUGGGUAAAUUCCUUUGCACGGAGUGCACAGCAGGUUCUUCCCGCAAUGUUGUGCUUUUUGAUCGACUGAAGUUCCCCAGCAACACUUUCACGUAGCCAUUCACUGAACCAGGUGCGUUACUAAAUCGCUGUCCUGUGUGACGUUCGUCAUAGCAAUGUUCGGUGCUGUUUAAUCACUGUUUGGUUUACUUCUCCUGUUGAGCAUUUGCUAUAGCUCAC